AUGGAAAAAAAUAUACCAGUCGAGGAAGAAGUCCGGAUACUAGAUCAAGUUCGAGAAAUAUUCAUCGAAGGUAACAAUCGAUUUGAAGACGAUGAUUUUAUCGAACUCCUAAUUAAAACGUGGCUUUCCGAUAAAAAUACAACGCCCCAAAAUAUAUUCAGCUUGGUAGAAAAACGACAAGAUCAAAGUAAAUACUGGACAUUGUUGGCAUUCUUUAACUUGCGCGGAUUUGGAACACCAUGUAACAACGACAACGCAUUUCAAUGGUACAAAAAAUCCGCUGAAAUUGGCGAUUCAUUAGGUCAACAAGAAAUCGGAAUCAUGUAUCUACAAGGCAUUGGCACUAACCAGAAUCUAAAAGAAGCAGACAAAUGGAUCUCGAAAGCCGCUGGUAAAUAUUUACGAGGAGAGAGUGUCGAGAUGGAUAAAUCGCGCGCAAUGGACCUUUAUUAUGAAGCAUAUGCGGCUAUCAGAUGUAUUUCUACUUUAGUUUCUUCACCUUCACAAACUCCGACUUCAGCUUCAUCUCCGCGGAGUUCUGCUGCAUCUUUAUCUUCACAAAGGACAAUUUCGGCAUUGUCUCCACAAAGGAAAGAAUGUAUCGUAUGUACAGAGAGUUUUGAUAUGACACAAUUAAUUCAAAUUUCGAUCAAUUGUCAGCAUGAGAACAAUAUCUGUCAAGAAUGUAUUGCGAGACAUAUUGAACACGAGUUGCAAGAUAAGGGAAACACUGAAAUUAGAUGCAUAGAUGAAAAUUGCAGAAAUCUAAUGACUGAAGAUUAUGUCAAAAAAUUAUCCAGUGAAACGAUCUUCGAACGAUAUCAGCAAUUGUUACUCGUGUCAACACUUUCACAAAUAGAAGAUUUCUAUUGGUGCUUAAAUCCAAAUUGUCAUUCGGGUCAGAUUCAUUAUGAAGGAGAUGCAGCACCAAUAAUGACGUGUCAAUCCUGCUCAAAAAAAACAUGUGUUCUGCAUUCACUUCCAAUUCCAGAUGGCUCACUAAACUGUCAACAAUGCAUCAAUAUAUCCAAAACAUUUGAUAAUGAGGAAGUCAUUGCACAAGAACCUACAGCUCCACAACACAUCAACCUUCUAUCCACUAAAAUAAAAUUAACGUCUAAUGGAUCAAAAGAAAAAAGAAAUGAAACUUGUACUGUUGAAAAUUAUCUAGCUAAACAAAUGCUAAAACAAAUGCAACAACAAGAGCUAAAGAGACAAGAAGAUUUGCAGAAAGAAAGAAAUCGACAAAUGGAAGAAAAAUCAAACGCUUAUAUUGAUUCUAUGACAAAAAAGUGUCCGAAAUGUAAUGUUAAUAUUGAGAAGAAUGAUGGAUGUGAUCAUAUGAAGUGUCGAUGUGAAUAUGAGUUUUGUUGGCUUUGUUUCGCUAAUUAUGAUGCUAUUCGUAAAAAUGGAAAUGCUUAUCACAAGCGAAAUUGCAAAUAUUAUGCUUAA
Molecule: messenger RNA, 1452 nt
Organism: Ambispora gerdemannii
Lineage: Eukaryota; Fungi; Glomeromycota; Glomeromycetes; Archaeosporales; Ambisporaceae
Source: the annotation of a GenBank genome assembly